Molecule: messenger RNA, 507 nt
Organism: Humulus lupulus (European hop)
Lineage: Eukaryota; Viridiplantae; Streptophyta; Magnoliopsida; Rosales; Cannabaceae
Exons: 2
Coding region: 1-507 (168 amino acids)
Molecular function (GO): zinc ion binding
Source: RefSeq, a predicted model, not a curated record
AUGAGAGGCCUUGAUAGACUUGACAGGCGCAUUAGACCCUAUUUAGAGAAAUCCAAGUAUGAAACUUGGGCAAGAUCAUACUCACCAACAAAAAGAUACACCAUGAUGACAUCCAACAUCGCAAAAUCGCUCAACACUGCAUUAAAAGCUGCAAGAAAUCUCCCUAUUGAUAUCUUGGUUGAAUGCCUUAGAAGUUUGGUUCAAAAGUGGGUUUGGAACAACUCAAAUAAUGCAAACGGAACAUUCACUAAAGUCUCUACAGCAACAGGAAAUGAGUUAAGACAUGACAUUGUCUUUCCUUUCAACCCAAUAGAAUAUCAAGUUCGUGGUGAAAAGGGGACUAAUUUCACAGUAAAUAUACACAAUAGAACAUGUACUUGUAAUAGGUUUCAAGAAGAUGAAAUGCCUUGUGGGCAUGUAGUAGCUGUAAUUGCAAAGAGGAACUUGGGAGUGUAUGAUUACUGUGCAAAGUUUUACAAAACAGAAACGUUGAAAGCAUUGUAUUAA